This is a messenger RNA of Sceloporus undulatus (fence lizard), 1345 nucleotides long. RefSeq names its product transcriptional adaptor 1 (gene TADA1). Gene Ontology annotation, molecular function: transcription coactivator activity. NCBI's taxonomy places the organism in Eukaryota, Metazoa, Chordata, Lepidosauria, Squamata, Phrynosomatidae. The transcript is spliced from 5 exons. Gene Ontology annotation, cellular component: SAGA complex. Gene Ontology annotation, biological process: regulation of transcription by RNA polymerase II. The record is from RefSeq and is a predicted model, not a curated record. Bases 73 to 828 code for a protein of 251 amino acids.
GUCAGGGAUUUUUAUAUUCAUUUCAAAUUUCUGACUUCUGGUUUCCUGUUCCAGAGGGUGCUGGACUUUGCCAUGGACAGGAGGGUCUGCCACAAAACCUGGGAAGCCAAAAGGAAAGAAAAAGUUUUCUUCUGUCGACAGAAGUUUGAUCACCGCUUCCAGCCACAGAAUCCUUUGUGUGGAGCCCAGCAAUUUGUGGCCAAAGACCCCCAAGAAGAUGAUGAUCUGAAGCUUUGUUCACACACCAUGAUGCUUCCCACAUGGGGCCAGCUGGAGGGAAGGAUGAUUGUCUCUGCUUAUGAGCAUGGCCUGGAUAAUGUCACUGAAGAAGCAGUUACAGUUGUGGUCUAUGCUGUGGAGAAACAUCUUAAAGACAUCCUUACAUGUAUAAUAUCAAGAAGAAAGGCCUACCGCCUGAGAGAUGGCCAUUUCAAAUAUGCCUUUGGAAGCAAUGUGAAUCCCCAACCUUAUCUGAAGAACAGUGUUGUUGCCUACAAUAAUUUAACAGAGUGCCCGCCUACCUGCUUAGCUCCCCCACCUGGUCACAACGUUGCUUCCCAUCCACCUCCUGAUGAUGCUGAGCAGCAAGCAGCCCUCCUUCUUGCAUGCUCUGGGGACACUUUGCCAGCAACCCUGCCACCUGUGAAUAUGUACGACCUCUUUGAAGCACUUCAGAUCCACCGAGAAGUGGUCCCUGCUCAUACAGUCUAUGCCCUCAACAUUGAAAGAGUCAUUUUGAAGCUCUGGCAUCCGAACCAUGAAGAGCUACAGCAAGACAAAAUCCAUCGGCAGCAUUUGGCUGAGAAGGAAGGACUCCUCAUGUGCUGAAGCAAUAACUAAUUCUAGGCUACUAUUUCUUGGACUUGCCACUUGGGCAUUUGGACUUUGGCAUCACAAGGCUUACAUUAGUGUGCCAAAAUUUCCAAAUGGAAAUGUGGAGAUUUUUCCUAUGGAAAAAUGACUUGAGAAAGAAACCAGAGUGCAUCCUGUUUGAUACCAGCAUGCACAUUGCCUUGACCUCUUUAUUAAUUUGUUGAGUCACAGGCCUUUUUACCAAAGGGAACACCAUUCAUUCUGAAAAUAUUUUGUGUUCGGUUUGAAAAGGAAAAGAGAAGAGUCUCCUUUCUUUUGUUCUUUUCAUGACAUGAAAAAUUAUGAUCUGCCGGUUCCUGCAUUACAGUUUCUUAAGAGUUGCCAAAUAUUAGAAUUGCAGUUUUAGUCACAGACCUGGGCUACCAUUGCAGCUAUGUAGGUGGAUAUGACAAAGAGCUGUGUUUUGUAUAAUGUGAAUUUAUGACAAGUGGGAGAAAUCCUAAUCCAUGUAAAUAAACUUGGUUGCAAGGCA